This is a messenger RNA of Rodentolepis nana, 1161 nucleotides long. The record is from the annotation of a GenBank genome assembly. NCBI's taxonomy places the organism in Eukaryota, Metazoa, Platyhelminthes, Cestoda, Cyclophyllidea, Hymenolepididae.
AUGCGUCGAUUUUCAGCUGAAUUUGGCGAUUCUCUUAAUCCCUUUGAAGUGAUGGAUCGAAAAAAGGAACUUCUGAAGUUCUUCCAAAUUUCUUCGGAAAACGAUAUCAUCAAUCGAUAUCCGUGUUUGGGCGAGACCCUCGCACACAACAUCAUUCUUAAACGCCGAAAAAUUCCGUUGAAACGCCUUAAGGAUGUCUGGAAUCUGGAAGAUAUUCGUGCGCAAUUACUUUCGGAAUGCGGGUCGGUUAUCGAUGAUAGUAUUAGAUCAGAACCAGAAAUAACUGAAUUUCCAAACAGAGCUGUCUCAAUUAUCGUCACAAAUCCAACGAAUUAUACACCCUGUGGACCUCCUCCCCCUUUACCAUCAAUGGUUCCAUCGCAGUUGAAUCCCUACAAUCCAACGUCCGGACAAAUCCCUGAUCCCUCUGCACCUCCACCUCCACCCCAAUUACCUCCUGCUGAUAACGCCGUGAUGGAACUAUUCGAUGUCUUGAAUGGAACCGGUCUUGUUGAUCGUUGGAAGGAGUAUCUUGCUAGCGAUCAACUUCUCAAUGUCAGUGAUUCUCUUCCAUCUAAUACCUAUCGGUUGGCAACCUGGAAUCUGGAUCGUCUAUCAGUUGCAAAGGCUAAACAUCCGGGCAUUCGGGAAGCCAUUUGUCUAACAAUCCUCGCUUAUCAAUUUGAUCUUAUUGCUUUUCAGGAAGUGGUUGAGCCCGAGGCUGUGCAAAUGCUUGCAGAUGAGUUGAAUUCACCCAAGCUGCCAAUGGUAAAACGAUGGAUGUCAGUAAAUCAAGUAAAGCGGGGCAUGUUUACUGGAUUUUCAUCAGCGGAAAAGACUGGACGCACGUUCCAAUCUGCUGAGUAUUCCUCUUUUCUCUAUCGUUAUGAUAGAAUAAAGGCUAUUUCAUCGAGAAUUUUGGAAAUUGCGGAUGACAAUGGGCGACCGUUUUCUCGAUUACCUUUCAUGAGCAAGUUCAAGAUUGGCUCAAAUACGUUGAUUUUGACCUCUGUUCACCUGAAGGCACCGGCACUCCAUGAAAGCAAAUCAUCCAAAAACGCCGAGGAGAUAAAUUGUCUGACAGACUUCAUCGAUGCCAUGAACGAUACUUUUGCCAGUGAAGGUUUUUCGCAAAUUUUAACGUUUACGCGAGCCUUUUAG